AUGUCUGGACCGCAAUCUUAUCGUCCCCAAACGGCCAAUGAUCUUUCCGGAAGAGUUGCCCUUGUCACUGGCGGAGGAACUGGAAUCGGUUUAAUGAUUUCACAAGGAUUGGCCGCAGCUGGCGCAAAGGUUUACAUAACUGGGCGCCGUGUCGAAGUCCUCGAUAAAGUUGUAGCUUCUUGGGAUCGACAAAUUGGAGGGGAGAUUUUAUCAUUGCAAAUGGACGUCACCGACAAGGCUAGUAUCGAAGCCGCGAAGAAGAUUAUUGAAGAAAAGGAAGGAAAACUACAUAUCCUUGUAAACAAUGCUGGCCAAGUUGGACCAACCUCAAACUUUCUGAACAAUACUUCAGGCCCCCAGCAUAAAGAUGCGGAGACCCUUGGAACAGCUUUGUUCAACAACGAGACAUUUCAGGGAUGGUCCGAUUUAUAUUCAAUCAAUGCGGCUUCUAUUUUCUUCGUCUCGACAGCCUUCCUCGGUCUGCUUGCCAAAGGAUCAGAAGACGUUACCGGAUUCUGGUCAUGCAUCAUCAACAUCACCAGUAUCAGUGGCCUUACAAAGGUGGCCCAAGAACAUUUUUGCUACAACAGCGCAAAAGCAGCUGCCUCGCAUUUAACAAGGAUGCUUUCGACAGAAUUGUCCCUAAAAGGUAUUCCUGUGCGGGUGAAUGCGAUUGCUCCGGGCGUGUAUGCUUCGGAGAUGACAGUAGACGUUGUUACCGAAGAUUUGGUCGAUAAGAUUGGAAAGGGUGUCCAGCCUGUGCCCGCUAAACGAGCAGGAACCGGUCAGGAAAUGGCAGGAACCGCUGUCUACUUGGCUUCACGAGCGGGUGGAUAUGUUCACGGUCAAGAAAUUGUCAUCGAUGGGGGUUAUUUGGCUGUUAACCCCUCAAUUGUUUAA
Psilocybe cubensis is the source of this 900-nucleotide messenger RNA. RefSeq lists its product as uncharacterized. Lineage: Eukaryota; Fungi; Basidiomycota; Agaricomycetes; Agaricales; Agrocybaceae. Gene Ontology annotation, molecular function: oxidoreductase activity. The record is from RefSeq and is a predicted model, not a curated record. Bases 1 to 900 code for a protein of 299 amino acids. The transcript has 5 exons.